Nicotiana tabacum (common tobacco) is the source of this 4482-nucleotide messenger RNA. Its product is annotated as ABC transporter C family member 10-like. Gene Ontology annotation, biological process: transmembrane transport. Gene Ontology annotation, cellular component: membrane. Lineage: Eukaryota; Viridiplantae; Streptophyta; Magnoliopsida; Solanales; Solanaceae. The record is from RefSeq and is a predicted model, not a curated record. Gene Ontology annotation, molecular function: ABC-type transporter activity; ATP hydrolysis activity; ATP binding.
AUGGUGCUUAGUGUUCUUGACAAAGUUAAGAAGGUGACGCAAACUUGCCUUUUCUGCUUGCAUCUCAAAGAAACUGAACUUAUGGAUUUCUUAAAUACCUUUUGUGGGAAAUCCUUUGAUGCAUGUCUCAAUCAUACUUUUCUGUUAUCUGUUGAUUCCCUACUGUUGAUCAUCCUGUUAGUUGUACUAGCUUGUAAUGUAGUAUCAUUGAGGAAGUUUUUAUGUCAAUCAAAAUGUCGUCGAGUUUCUAAGUUAUCGAUUUGUUCAGUCGUUUUUAAUGGAUGUUUGGGCUUAGGAUACAUAGUUUUGGGAGCAUGGAAGCUUAAAGAGCAACUCCAUGAUCAAGAAUAUCAGACUUUUCUGCCUCUACAUCGUUGGCUCGCGUUUCUUGUCCAUGGAAUUACAUGGCUAUUUGUAAGUUCAAUCAUAAGCCUAUACAAGCAGCAACUUUUCCUUAUAGUUAAGCUUUAUUCAAUCCUUGCCUUGUUAUUAGCAGGAUUUCUUUGCAUAACAUCUGUGUGGAAAUGUAUUAAUUAUGACCAUGUCAUUGGAGGUGAAGUGAUAGUAGAUGCACUAUCUUUAUUAGGAGCCAUUCUUUUGAUCUGUAGUGGAUUUAAGGAAAGUGAUGAAUAUGGCAAUUAUGAAGGUAUUGAUCUUUGUGAUGAGACAUUUUAUAAACCUUUACAAUGUGAAGAUGGAAUUAGUAAUGAAACUACUCCAUUUGCAAAUGCUGGAUUUCUUGGAAAAUUUUCAUUUUGGUGGUUGAAUCCAUUAAUGCAGAAAGGUAAAAAGAAGACUCUCGAGGAUGAAGACGUUCCUCAGCUAAGAUCAGCAGAUGGAGCAGGAACAUGUUUUAAUCUGUUUAAUGAGCAACUGAAUAUACUAAAAAGAAAAGAUCCUUUAAGAAAACCUUCAAUACUAAUGGCAUUACUCCUCUGCCAGCAGAAAGAAAUUUUCAUAUCUGGGAUCUUUGCUCUAAUCAAGACAUUAACGCUGACGACAGGACCAUUAUUUCUUCAUACCUUCAUUGAGGUUUCUGAAGGAAAAGAAGCUUUUAAGUAUGAGGGCUACGCUCUAACAGCCGGUUUUUUCCUUGCAAAAUGCUCGGAAUCUCUAGCACAAAGGCAAUGGUGCUUCAGGAGUAGACUGAUCGGACUCCAAGUCAAAUCAUCGCUUACUGCAGCUAUCUUUCAAAAACAACUCCAAGUCUCAAAUGCUGCUAAGACAACUCAUUCCCCUGGCCAAAUAAUGAACUAUGUCACUGUAGAUGCUCAUAAAAUAGGUGAAUUUCCCUUUUGGUUUCAUCAGAUAUGGACAACGAUUCUUCAGCUCGUACUAGUUUUGUGUUUAAUAUACUAUUCUAUAGGGGUAGCUGCAUCAGCAGCAUUAGUGAUUGUAAUAUUAAUUGUACUAGUAAAUUCUCCAUUAGCCAAGUUGCAGCUUAAGUAUCAGAUUAACCUCAUGAUCGCGCAAGAUAAAAGGCUAAAGGCCAUCACAGAAGCGCUUACACAUAUGAAGGUUCUCAAGUUAUAUUCUUGGGAGAAACAUUUCUUGAAUGAGAUAAACAAGUUGAGAUCUGAGGAAACCAAGUGGCUAUCAUUAGUUCAAACACAAAAAGGAUACUACCUUAUACUCUUUUGGUCAUCUCCCAUUCUGGUUUCAUCCGCCACUUUUGUAGCUUGUUACUUGUUUGGAGUUCCUCUCAAUGUCAGCAAUGUUUUCACAUUUUUAGCCUCUUUAAAUCUGCUUCAAGAUCCCAUUAGAAGAAUCCCUGAUGUUGUCGGGGCAUUUAUUGAAGCAAAGGUUUCGCUGUCAAGGAUUGUGAAAUUUCUAGAGGAACCUGACAUGGAUAGAAGGGAUCACAUGAAGCAAAGUCCGGAUGAUUUGAAUAUUUAUAUAAAGUGCACUGAUGUUUCUUGGGAGAUGAAUUCUUUAAAUCCCGCAUUAAGGGACAUAAAUCUGGAGAUUAAACAUGGUGAAAAAGUGGCUGUUUGUGGUGAAGUCGGCUCAGGGAAAUCUACGCUGAUGUCUCUCAUUCUUGGAGAAGUUCCAUACAUCAAUGGCACUGUUAAGGUUUAUGGAAAGACAGCUUAUGUUUCUCAGACAGCAUGGAUUCAGACAGGAACCAUAAAAGAAAACAUACUUUUUGGAUCCAAUAUGGAACCACAAAGGUAUCGACAAGCUCUAGUAAAGAGUUCACUAGUGAAAGACUUGGAGAUGCUUCCAUUUGGUGAUCUUACUGAGAUAGGAGAAAGAGGUAACAAUUUGAGUGGAGGCCAAAAGCAAAGGGUUCAACUAGCUCGCGCCCUUUAUCAGGAUGCAGAUAUUUACCUCUUGGAUGAUCCAUUUAGUGCUGUAGACGCACACACCUCGACUAAUCUUUUUAAUGAUUAUGUCAUGGGAGCUUUAUCAGGAAAAACUGUGCUGUUGGUAACACACCAAGUUGAAUUUCUUCCAACAUUUGAUUCUAUUUUGCUAAUAUCUUGUGGGAAGAUCCUGAAAUCUGGCACCUUUGAUGAGUUGCUGUCACAAAGUGAGGAAUUUCAGGAACUCGUCAACGCACAAAAAACUCCUUCCGGUCCAAAAUGUGAAGAAAUUUAUGCUACUAAAAGACCUAAAGUUGCUGAGAUAGAGAUAAAUAAUGUUUCCUCCGAUGAAUGUGGUGUAGUUUCUCUAAAAGGAAAUCAAUUAAUCAAGGCAGAAGAACGAGAAGUAGGAGACGCAGGAAUGAAGCCAUACAUUCAAUAUCUAAAGCAUUACAAGGGAUUCUUGUAUUUCUCCUUGGCAGUCAUUGCUCACACAAUGUUUGUAGUUGGACAGUAUAUACAAAGCUACAAGCUGGCUACUGACCUUCAAAAUUCCAGUGUUAGCAGAUUAAAGCUAAUCACUGUCUACACAAUCAUUGGUUUAAGUUUACUACUCUUUCUGCUUUUAAGAUCUUUAUUGACAGUAAAGCUGGGACUUGGUGCGUCAAAAUCGAUUUUCUGUACACUGUCAAGCUCUCUUUUCUUUGCUCCAAUGUCUUUUUUUGACUCAACACCUUUUGGAAGAAUACUUAGUCGGGUAUCUUCAGAUUUAAGCACUGUUGACAUUGAGUUGCCUUUCUUGAUAAACUUCACUGUUGGAUCAAUCAUUAUUUCAUACUCUACCUACGUCAUUUUGUGUUUUCUUGCUCCAGAGGUGCUGCUAGCCAUCGUACUUAUGAUUUACGUUACUAUAUUAGUUCAGAGGUACUACAAUGCUUCAGCAAAAGAGCUGAUGAGAUUAAAUGGAACAACAAAGUCUUUAGUUGCCAACCAUUUAGCUGAAAGCAUUUCAGGAAUAACGACGAUCAGAUCUUUUGGACAGGAAGGCCGUUUCUUUGUCAAGAACUUGGAGUUUAUUGAUAAAAAUGCAAGGCCAUUUUUUCAUACUUUCUCAGCAACUGAAUGGUUAAUUCUACUUUUGGAGAUAAUGUGUGCGGUUAUCAUGUCCUCCUGGAUGCUUGGCAUGACGUCGCUUCACAUAGGCUCUUCUGUAUCUGGACUUAUUGGAAUGGCAUUUUCCUAUGGCCUAUCACUAAAUGCAGUCCUAGUUUGGUCUGUUCAAUGUGAAUGCACAAUAGCAAAUUCUAUUAUCUCUGUAGAAAGGUUAGAACAAUACAUGAGACUACCUAGUGAAGCAACUGAAGUAGGCCGAAGUAAUCACACUUUACCUGGUUGGCCUACGCGUGGCAAAGUGGAAAUUCGCGACCUAAAGGUGAGGUACAGGCCAAAUGGUCCAUUAGUUCUUCAAGGUAUAAGUUGUACAUUUGAAGGGGGACAAAAGAUUGGGGUUGUAGGCAGAACAGGCAGUGGGAAAACAACUCUUAUCAGUGCAUUGUUUCGCCUCGUUGAACCUACAGAUGGCAAGAUCAUCAUUGAUGACCGCGAUAUUUCAACACUUAGGCUUCAUGAUCUUAGGUCGCGUAUUGGAAUUAUUCCACAAGAUCCUACGCUCUUUACAGGUUCUGUUAGAUACAAUCUAGAUCCCUUGUCAGAAUAUAGUGAUGAUCAAAUAUGGAAGGUUCUUGAAAAAUGCCAGCUUAGAGAGGCUGUUCAAGGAAAAGAAACGGGACUAGAUUCCGCAGUUUUACAAGAUGGAUCAAACUGGAGCAUGGGACAGCGACAAUUAUUCUGUCUUGGACGUGCACUGUUGAAGAGGAGCCGAAUUCUAGUACUAGAUGAAGCAACUGCAUCCAUUGACAAUGCAACAGAUGCAAUUCUACAGAAAAUAAUCAGACUAGAAUUUGUAGACUGCACGGUUAUAACAGUUGCUCACAGAAUUCCAACAGUAAUGGAUUACACAAAAGUUUUAGCAAUAAGUGAUGGGAAGUUGGUUGAGUUUGAUGAGCCGAAGAAGCUGAUAAGCAAAGAUGGCUCAUUAUUUGGAGAGCUUGUAAAAGAGUACUGGGCUCGUGCUGAAAAGUGAAAAGAGAGUUUUGGCACCGUAUCUAGGUUGUUU